CUCAGAUAGGAUUGACCUUCGCAACUUUGGCCAGUCCGCGUCCAAGAGUUCACGAUGAAGGUGUGGAUCUGUCUCUAUCUUAUAUCCCUUCCCGCUGUCGUUAUUUCCGAUGGCGGAACAUUCGACCCCAAUGGUAUGGCGUUUGGCUCAAAUAGUGGCAGUAGCAGUGGUGGAGCCACAAGCGGGGGUUCCGGCGGUGGGACCAGCUUUGACCCGAACAAGAUAAAUGCCAACUUCGGAAGCAGCGGAGGCGGAUUCGGAAGCAGCUCUAGUGGAAGUAGUUCCGGUGGAUUUGGCGGAAGUGGAUUCGGCAGCAGUUCGGGUGGUGGAAGCGGGGGCGGAGCGAGUUUCGAUCCAAACGCCAACUUUGGAAACAGCGGGGCCUUUGGUAGCAGUGGUUCUGGUAGCAGUAGUGGUGGGUUUGGCGGAAGUGGAUUCGGAAGCAGUAGUAGCGGAGACAGUAGUGCCGGAAGCAGUGGUGGAUUUGGCGGAAGUGGAUUUGGAAGCAGUAGUGGCAGCUCUGGUGGAUUUGGCGGAAGUGGUUUCGGAAGCAGUUCCGGUGGAAGCAGUGGCAGUAGCGGUGGGUUUGGUGGAAGUGGAUUCGGCAGCAGUUCUGGUGGAAGCAGUGGCAGUAGCGGUGGAUUUGGUGGAAGUGGGUUCGGCAGCAGUUCUGGUGGAAGCAGUGGCAGUAGCGGUGGUUUUGGUGGAAGUGGAUUUGGGAGCAGUUCCGGUGGAAGCAGUGGCAGUAGCGGUGGUUUUGGUGGAAGUGGAUUUGGUAGCAGUUCUGGUGGAAGCAGUGGCAGUAGCGGUGGUUUUGGUGGAAGUGGAUUUGGUAGCAGCAGCGGAAGUAGCAGUGGCAGUAGCGGUGGAUUUGGUGGAAGUGGAUUCGGCAGCAGUUCCGGUGGAAGCAGUGGCAACAGUGGCGGUUUUGGCGGAAGUGGAUUCGGAAGCAGUUCCGGUGGAGACAGUGGAAGCAGUGGCGGUUUUGGCGGAAGUGGAUUUGGAAGCAGUUCCGGUGGCGACAGUGGAAGUAGCGGUGGCUUUGGAGGCAGUGGAUUCGGAAGCAGUAGUUCCGGAGGCGAUAGUAGCAGCAGCGGUGGAUUCGGUGGAAGUGGGUUUGGUAGUAGUUCCGGUGGCGCAAGCGCAGGAGGAAGCUUUGAUCCUAAUGCCAUCAAUGCCAACUUUGGAGGACGACGAUAGUCGGACAUUUGUUUCUUGUUAUUGUAUACAAAAUAUAAAUAAAUUAUUGAAUUUGUUAUACAUUAAUGUAAAAACGAAA
This is a messenger RNA of Pecten maximus, 1279 nucleotides long. Its product is annotated as keratin, type I cytoskeletal 9-like. The record is from RefSeq and is a predicted model, not a curated record. NCBI's taxonomy places the organism in Eukaryota, Metazoa, Mollusca, Bivalvia, Pectinida, Pectinidae. The transcript has 8 exons. Bases 55 to 1200 code for a protein of 381 amino acids.